ACCACAGGUCCAUGACAUGACCCACGGGCUAUAAAAACAGGACCAGACAGUUGAUCUUUACUUUACAGUUCCAGAACACCAUGAGGACCUUCGCUCUUCUCGCUGUUGCCAUCUUUGGCUGUGUGGUUGCCCAGCCUGGUGGCGGAAGCGUCAACUUUGACGACCUCUUCAGAAGAUAUGCCGGAAAUGACAAUCUGCUACAGAGAGCUGAGUUUGACAGAUUCUGGCUUCAUUUUGACGACGAUUCUGACGGUGAUGUGACCAAACAAGAAUUUGACCAGGGCUGGAGACAAGAAGGUUUCCCCAACCCCCAGAACGCCCCACUCUACUUCCUCGAGCUGGACAGAGUCAACGAUGAGGUCCUCAACGUCCUCGACUUCCCACACAUCUUCCGCCUGUUCGAUGAGGAUGGCAAUGGUGCCAUCAGUGAACGAGAAAUGAGAUAUAACUGGAAUGCUUAUUUCGACUAAACUGUAAUGUUUGUUAAUUUCAUAUGAUCAAGCUACUAAUUUCUUUGCCAUGCUAGAUUUUUGAAAAUAAAUGUGUAUCUUUAAAGGCG
Physella acuta is the source of this 559-nucleotide messenger RNA. RefSeq names its product calmodulin-like. NCBI's taxonomy places the organism in Eukaryota, Metazoa, Mollusca, Gastropoda, Physidae. Gene Ontology annotation, molecular function: calcium ion binding. The record is from RefSeq and is a predicted model, not a curated record.